Molecule: messenger RNA, 3094 nt
Organism: Strongylocentrotus purpuratus (purple sea urchin)
Lineage: Eukaryota; Metazoa; Echinodermata; Echinoidea; Camarodonta; Strongylocentrotidae
Product: beta-1,4-galactosyltransferase 5-like
Exons: 8
Coding region: 108-1562 (484 amino acids)
Biological process (GO): carbohydrate metabolic process
Molecular function (GO): UDP-galactose:glucosylceramide beta-1,4-galactosyltransferase activity
Source: RefSeq, a predicted model, not a curated record
ACAGGUAAAGUAGCAACAAAACGAAAAACGAGGGGACUUUCGAAAUCAGCGUCAGGUUUUUACAACGUCAAAUCUUGUGACACGCUCAUAGCUUGUAAAAGACAAUCAUGAAGCUGCAAAUACCUGCAGUAAUGCGGUCUCGUGCCGCUGAAAUGACGUCACAAUUUUGGUUAGUAAUGUCUCAUAUCUGGGAUACGAUGAGUGAUGGGCGUGUCGUCGGCAGAGCUUUCUUCUGGUAUAUCUGGAUCAUGGUUGUCAUGGCAACCGUUUCAACGCUGGCCCUCUGGGCAUCGCUGGAUGCCAGUUAUGGGCAUCCUGGUGUAGUACAUCGCUAUGCAAGAGAAGCCGAAGAAGGAUCGGGGUUGGUGGAUAGUCUGAGAAGGUUAUCUUAUCAGAUUGAUGGAGCUUUCACAAGACCACGAACAGUCGACGUCAAAGCAAGAAAAUUAAUCCAUGGCCCAGUGUGCCCAGAAAUAGACAUACCCGGUUCAGAGAAAAAUUUAACUCAUGAACUCAACGAAACAACAAUGUUCCACGUGGAAGAACGCGUUCUCCACACUCAUACCAUGGAUGCCCGUCGGCUUACCCAACAUAGCAACGAGAAACUUCAGAAGCUCUACCAGGCGAGGAAGAUCAACACCGCAUCUGGAGCUGGUAUCCCAGAUGUGUUGAAUGAUGGGUUGGAGACGGAGGAAUACAUCUUGUUGCCAGGAGGACACUGGAUUCCAACCAAGUGUUCACCGAGAUGGAAGGUAGCCAUAGUGAUACCUUUUCGUGACAGGCACCAGCACCUUCCAAUCUUACUUCUUCAUCUUGUUCCAUUCCUCAAGAGCCAAUACCUCGAGUUCUCCAUCUUUGUCAUUGAACAGGAGAAUGAUCUCCGUUUUAACCGGGCGAUGUUAAUGAACGUCGGUUUCGUCGAGGCGUUGAACUACACCAUGUUCGACUGUUUUAUCUUUCACGAUGUCGACCAUAUACCUCUCAACUACGGUAACCUCUACGGCUGCAGCGGCAUGCCUCGACACUUCGUCUCUGGUGUCGACCGGUGGAACUACAGAUUACUGUAUGGGGCCUUCUUCGGGGCUGUGACGGGUUUCACGAGGACCCAGAUCGAGAAAUUUAACGGGUUUCCCAAUGCUUACUGGGGCUGGGGAGGAGAAGAUGACGACAUCUUGGGUCGGAUAAGAGCCAAGGGGCUGUCCAAGACUAGGCCCUGGGGACCGGUCGGGUUCUACAAUGUCAUUCCACAUCACCAUAAGAGCGCCAAGAAAAAUAUGGACAGGGUAUGUCUUCUAAACCAUUACAAAGAGCGCAUGGAAACUGAUGGCCUGAGCAACCUCUACUAUGGCACACCGAGUGUGCAACUGUACCCUCUGUAUACAAAUAUUGGAGUCGACAUCCAAGACCUUCCUUGGAAUGUUGCGUGGCACGUGUGUGAUCGGGAUGCUGAGCUCUUCGAGAAGAUUCUUAGAGAGAAAGAUGUCGUUGCCGGCGAAGGACAUAUAUUAGAGAUUCAAAAGGAAGAUGUGAAAAAACCUAAAGAAGAAUCGCCGAAGGGUUGAAUAAAAACUCAAGUUGUUGCAUCAUUCACAGUUCAUUAAGCUGUACCGGAAAAAGACAUUUACGAAUUUUCGAUAAUCAUAAUUAUGCCCUCUCUACAAGAGAUUAAAGGUUGUUUCAGGUAAUUAGAUAUUUGUAAGGUCAAUCAGAGAGUUAUAGGACUACACAUCACAACUCGUACCCUUUCCAAUGGAAGCAAUCUUCCAAAUGAACUUAUCUUGAUAUGGACUCUGUGUAAUAGAUACAUGUAUGUGCUAUGAAUAUGUAGGAUUAUUUAUAAACGUUUCAAUUUGCUUUCAUUGUUAUCAUUAUUUGUAUUGUUGCGUUGUACUGUUACGUGAUUUUUGUACCUCGGGUAAUUAAUAGAUGUUCGAAGAGUUAAUUACUGACCAGUUUUGUAGAUUGAUGAAAAUUCGUCAAUGGUCGAUUGGUGCAUUAUAUAGUCGAUCAAUUUUAUUUGUUCCAUUCAUUCGUGAUAUAAAUAUUACAUUGUAUUUAAGUGUUAUUAUUACUUCUUUUUUUUUAGGGGGGAGAGGGGGACUCGGUUUAGAAGAGAUAAAGCAAUAAACUGUGAUUGUUUUUUUAAAUUUGAGUUAGAUCUUUUAAAGUCACAUCAGUUGAUAAUCAUAUGCUUUUCUAUUUAUUUUUUGUGUCAAUUUUUGGCUAACGUGUAGGCAUACAUGAUUGGAAAUGACCCGUUUCAUUUCAUAUGGUUGUGUGAGGCCUGCCUUGACUGGGUAUGGUAAUGAAAUUUUGAUCUAGAAAUCAAUCGGGUGCAUGUUUUAUAUGGCAUAUAUAUCACAAUGCCAACAAUUAUCUUACAAAAGCUUUUUAUAUUCUUUAUCUAUUGCUGUUCUCCCCUUUUCCAUUAUCUUAUCCUCCUAUAUAGUUCAGCGUUUUUCAACCGGGGUACCGCCGCACAACGGGGUGCCACAAGACGGGUGCUGCGAGAGAUUUGAAUAAUACAAAAAUUGUUAUUAUUUUGGAAUAUUGUCGAAUUCGUGAAAAACAAAUAUUAUAAACGGCUAGAGAACAUACUAUUUCAAGAUAAUAAAGUGUAUUUCUUUCCAGCUCGCUCGCAAUCUUUAGAAACGUGAUGAUUUCAGAAAACGAAGUGCCUCAAUACCUCAAUAUUUGAGCAACGAGAUGCCCGAAUAACCUUCUAUUUGGACAGCGAGGUGCCAGAAUUUAUAUUUUAUCCUUUCUACUGAAAUUACAUUUUUACCAUGCUCGUUAGCUUCACUCGAUCGCAAAAUUUAGAAACAGGAUGGCAAUGAAAUACCCGAAUAUCCUCAUAUUUGUGCGUGUGUGACCGCUCAUAUAUGAUUUCCGUAUUUGGCAGGGUACCCGCACACUUCAUUCUAAAUUUCAUCAAGUGUGUUGCUUAGAGUAAUUUUUUUUACCAAAUCGAAAAACAAUGAAAUUUAUGGGGAGUGUCAGAAUGAUGCAAGAUGGAUAUUUUGUAAAUGAAUUUGAGAUUAGGGAGGCGCAAAAAAACUUAUUUCUUAAACGGGUGCCGUAAGAAAAAAAAAAA